AUGUCAGUAAAAUUGGAAACAAGUCCUGGCGGUACAUUCGCAGCGUCUCAGCAGUUAGCAGAAAGAAAACCUCCAAAGAGUCCGACGAGGAGACGGUUUAAGGAAGAGGAGAGCAAAGCUGGCCCGAGCGGCAUUCGAAAUCCCGAAAACGAUCACCGUCAUGAGCUUGACGACGACAAUGACGACGACGACGAUGCGUGGAAUAAAACACGAUCCAGAAAAAAACUGACGUACCUAAGAUUUUCGCGUGAGAGGGGCGGCCCGUUCAGCAUCAGUGAACAAGAGAUAAUGAUAAGAUAUUUGCUCAAGAAAGGCAAAGUCGGCAAAGCGAAGGGAUUAGUUGUAUGGCGCCAGAUGAUCGAUGACGGGUAAUAAGUUUCUCAAUGAAACGUUGAACUCGCAAAAGACCAUAAAAACGAUUGCGACAGAGUCGUUCAAGACCUUUAAAACACAUCGUGUUAAUCGAGAAGAAAGCCCUUGAAAAUACUCUGAGAAUCCAGUUGAAGAGAUGGAAACCGAAAAUUUCAACUAAA
Messenger RNA from Venturia canescens, 533 nucleotides. RefSeq lists its product as uncharacterized. The record is from RefSeq and is a predicted model, not a curated record. Lineage: Eukaryota; Metazoa; Arthropoda; Insecta; Hymenoptera; Ichneumonidae. Bases 1 to 372 code for a protein of 123 amino acids. The transcript is spliced from 4 exons.